Nannospalax galili (Upper Galilee mountains blind mole rat) is the source of this 2192-nucleotide messenger RNA. It is a transcript of the gene Melk, whose product is annotated as maternal embryonic leucine zipper kinase. Gene Ontology annotation, molecular function: tau-protein kinase activity; protein serine/threonine kinase activity; ATP binding. Gene Ontology annotation, cellular component: cytoplasm. The transcript has 18 exons. NCBI's taxonomy places the organism in Eukaryota, Metazoa, Chordata, Mammalia, Rodentia, Spalacidae. Gene Ontology annotation, biological process: microtubule cytoskeleton organization; protein phosphorylation; intracellular signal transduction. Bases 165 to 2090 code for a protein of 641 amino acids. The record is from RefSeq and is a predicted model, not a curated record.
GUUUGAGUCCCUUGGCGGGCGGAAGCCACCAGAACUUGAGGAUUGGGAAGACUCGGCUUCCCUGCGCUCUGUGUGCCGGUUCUCCGGCCUGCCCCGUCUCGCGCCAUCGGUCCCCGCGCCCCUCAGGAUCUUUUUGUCAUUUUGAAUUAACUUCCAGGUGUACUAUGAAAGAUUAUGAAGAACUUCUCAAAUACUAUGAAUUAUAUGAAACUAUUGGGACAGGUGGCUUUGCAAAGGUCAAACUUGCCUGUCAUAUCCUCACUGGAGAAAUGGUAGCUAUAAAAAUCAUGGAUAAAAGUGCACUAGGGAAUGACUUGCCCCGAGUCAAAACUGAGAUUGAUGCUUUGAAGAAUCUGAGACAUCAACAUAUAUGUCAACUCUAUCAUGUGCUGGAGACAGAAAACAAAAUAUUCAUGGUUCUUGAGUACUGCCCCGGAGGAGAGCUGUUUGACUAUAUAAUCUCCCAGGAUCGCCUGUCGGAAGAGGAGACCCGAGUCGUCUUCCGUCAGAUACUGUCUGCAGUUGCGUAUGUACACAGCCAGGGCUAUUCUCACAGGGACCUCAAACCAGAAAAUUUAUUGUUUGAUGAAUAUCAUAAAUUAAAGCUGAUUGACUUUGGUCUCUGUGCAAUACCCAUGGGUAACAAGGAUUAUCAACUACAGACGUGCUGCGGGAGUCUUGCUUAUGCAGCGCCUGAAUUAAUACAAGGCAGAUUGUAUCUUGGAUCAGAGGCUGAUGUUUGGAGCAUGGGCAUACUCUUGUAUGUGCUUAUGUGUGGAUUUCUACCAUUUGAUGAUGAUAAUGUCAUGGCUUUGUACAAGAAGAUUAUGAGAGGGAAAUACGACGUUCCUAAGUGGCUCUCUCCCAGUAGCAUUCUGCUUCUUCAACAGAUGCUCCAGGUGGACCCAAAGAAACGGAUUUCUAUGAAAAAUCUCUUGAGCCAUCCCUGGAUCAUGCACGAUUACAACUGUCCUGUUGAGUGGCAAAGCAAGACUCCUUUUCUUCACCUUGAUGAUGAUUGUGUCAUAGAGCUUUCUGUGUAUCACCGUAACAACAGGCAAACAAUGGAGGACUUAAUUUCUUCGUGGCAGUAUGACCACCUCACGGCUACCUAUCUUCUGCUGCUGGCCAAGAAGGCUCGGGGAAAACCGGUGCGCUUACAGCCCCCACCUUUCUGCUGUGGACCCACCAGUGCCACCCCAAAGUCAAAGAAUCUGAGUCUGGAAGACAUGACAGCAAGUGAUGAUAACUGUGUGGCUGGAUUAAUAGACUACCAGUUGUGUGAAGACAAUUUAUUAACUCCCCAAACACCACAGUUUACGAAACAUUGGACAGAAUCAAAUGAUGUAGAGUCUAAAUCAUUAACUCCAUUAGUAUGCAGAGCAAAUAAAUUAAAGGACAAAGAGAAUGUAUGCACUCCCAAGUCUGCUGUGAAGAAAGAAGAGCACUUCGUAUUUCCUGAGCCAAAGACUCCAGUUAGUAAGAACCAGUACAGAAGAGAAAUACUCACUACCCCAGAUCAUUACUCUACACCCACAAAAGCUAGAAAGCAGUGCCUGAAAGAAACUCCAGGUAAAACUCCAGUGAAUUCAGCAGGAACAGACAAGUUAAUGACAAAUGUCAUUAGCCCUGAGAGGCGGUGCCGCUCGGUGGAAGUAGACCUCAACCAGGCACACAUGGAGGGCACUCCUAAAAGAAAAGGAACCAAAGUGUUUGGAAGUCUUGAGAGAGGAUUGGAUAAGGUCAUCACUGUGCUUACCAGGAGCAAAAGGAAGGGCUCUGCCAAAGAUGGGCCAAGAAGGCUAAAGCCGCAUUACAACGUGACCACAACCAGAUUAGUGAAUCCUGACCAACUCUUGAAUGAGCUAAUGUCUAUUCUUCCAAAGAAGCAAGUUGACUUUGUACAGAAGGGUUACACAUUGAAGUGUCAAACGCAGUCUGAUUUUGGCAAAGUGACAAUGCAGUUUGAACUAGAAGUGUGCCAGCUGCAGAGACCUGAUGUGGUGGGCAUCCGGAGGCAGCGGCUUAAGGGUGAUGCCUGGGUUUACAAGAGAUUAGUCGAAGAUAUCCUGUCUAGCUGCAAGAUGUAAUUGGUGGAUGGUUUCCAUCCUGCCUGGAAGAAUGCGGGUAUCAUAUGGCCUAUGAGGAUUGGUGUGAUUGGUUUGAUUUUUCAAGUCCAUUGGAACUACAAA